GAUGACGUCACGCGUUUCCGGCGGAAGCAGGAAGUAGCGGCGCCGCCGGGAUCCCAAAAAUCCCCGAAUUGGGCCCAAAGCCGCCCGAGCUCGGCCCCGAACCGGCCCCGAACCGCGCCCGGGCCCCCCGGGAGCCGCCGAUGAGCGGCGGGCGCUGGCGGCGGCCCGCAGAGAUGGUGCAGCCGGGACCCGAGGCGGAGCCGGCGCUGGCGGAGGCGCUGCAGCGGCUGCGGGCGGAGAACCGCGAGCUGAGGGGGGCCCUGUGUCACUGCACGCAGUCGCUGCGGCAGCGCCUGGACGAGCUGCGCCUGCUGCAGCUGCAGCGCCGGGGGGAGCGGGAGCUGCUGCGGGGCCGCUGGGGCCAGGCCCGGGAGCUGGUGCUGCACCUGCGGGGACAGCGCGGGGACAGCCACGGGGACAGCCACGGGGACAGCCAUGGUGACAGCAACGGGGACAGCAACAGGGAGAGCAACGGGGACAGCAACGGGGAGAGCAACGGGGACAGCCCUGAGGACACCACCGACACCCCCGGGGAUGACAGGGAUGCCAAGGACACCCCCAGGGACAUCAGGGAUAUCCCUGGGGACGUCAGGGACACCCCUGAGGACACCAAGAACACCUCCGGGGACAUCAGGGACACCCUCAGGGACAUCAAGGACGCCCCCGGGGACAUCGGGGACACGCUUAGGGACACUCUCAGGGACACUGGGGACAUCUGCAGGAGCACCCCUGACACCAGCACCAAGGUAUGUGUGGUCCUCCGCACUGUGUCCCCCGCUCCGUGUCCCCUCUGUCCCCCCCGUGUCCCCCCACCCCUCCCACUUCCCUGCUGA
Molecule: messenger RNA, 833 nt
Organism: Pyrgilauda ruficollis (rufous-necked snowfinch)
Lineage: Eukaryota; Metazoa; Chordata; Aves; Passeriformes; Passeridae
Exons: 3
Coding region: 141-833 (230 amino acids)
Source: RefSeq, a predicted model, not a curated record